AUGGACUUUAGUAGCGUCAGCAUUUUUAGCGAUCCCAAAAACUGCUCAAAAACGUCCAGAGGCACGUCCGUUUCGCGUUACGAAUCCGAGAGAAAUUAGAAAAAAAAAAUGAAUCAAAGAGGUGUGAUCUUUCAGUGAAUCCGAUGGAGGAAGUGUCAAACAUUUACCAAUCAGAUUCACGGAGAAGGAGCAUUUUCAGAGAGAAAUUCUGUUCGAAUAGACGCUCUCAAAAACUGGUUAUUGAAGAAACACACGCCAAAGUUUACGUAUCACUACACGUUUUAUGUAAUUUCAAUGUUCAGAACGAUGAAAACGCCUCAGCAGUUAUUCUCGAUCAAAAUACAAGAUUCACUCAUGGUUUCAAUAAUUAUAACACGAACAUCAGGUUCUUUUUUCUUGACUCUCAAAAUCCUCUUUCUCCAAUUCUAUUUAUUUUCAGAGUCUCAGACGAAAAAAUGUACAAAUUCGCGAUAGCGUCGCGCCCUCUGAAAGGUGGAACAUUUGGCCGUGUUAUACCUAUUCUUUCAAAUCAUUUUGGACUGACUAACCCAUCCAAUUCCACUGUUUUUCAAUACGAUGUGGUAAUUAAUCCCGGAACGAAUUCUUCGAACUUGAAUAGGUUUAUCAGGGCUCUCUCUUCCCCUCUGAACUAACUUUUCAGAAGAAUCGUUAUGAAAGCUUUGCAGUCAACCCCGCGAUUAAAAGAAACUUCGGCGUUUGCGGUUUUCGACGGUGUUUCCAAGAUUUACAGCAAAGAAAAACUUGAAUAUGAUAUGGUAUGUCGGAAGUUGGUUCACAAGCUUUGAUUAUUAUUUCAGUUCGACACUUCUUCCUCGUUUUAUGUGCUCAAAGCAGACCAGUUUGAAGUGCGCGUAGAGCCUUCAGGAAAAAUCCAACUUUCGAGGUGUAUUUUAUCCUUCAGUUUUGACAGAUUUACUGAUUUUUCAAGGAUCGAUGAGAAAUUGGCGACGCAGACAGCUAAAGUCUUCGAAGCCGUGCUGCAAAGCAUUUCUGCGCUGCACAACGUUGCUCUAUCGCGAUUUUUCUUCUUCCUGAAGUUCGAAGACUCUCUGGAGUUGGAACGCCGGUCGCUCGACCUCGGCUGGGGUAAUAUUGACCUCGGGAGUGCACGAGAAGCACGAUUUGGUUUCCAUCAAAGCGUCAACUUGGGGCAAAACGACUUUUUUCUCAAUGUUGACGGUUCGAUGUAAAAAAAAAAGCAUUGUACAUAACAUUUUUCAGUAUCUCGAAGAACAUUUUACAAGCAGAUAGGCGUUCUUGAUUUUUUGGCGGAGGUCUUGGGCUUCAACAUGAAGGUCGGAAAAUUUUCAGAAAAUUUUUGAAUGGAAAAAGGAAGUCCAUAAAGAGAUGAAUUACUUUGACGGCGAAAAACGUUGAAAGCUUUACAGCCUGAGAAGAAGAAAAUAAAGACUAGAGCUCUUUGUGUUACAACUUUUUUGCUGUGAAAGUUGUCUCAUCUCUAUUCAAAAAUUUUGCUGAAAUAUAAGAAUUAUGGGUACAUUCAUAAGGAAACAAGAAACAAAAACACUGGCUAUUGAGUUCUGUUGAUGUUUGAUGAUUAGGCUUUGACGGAUGGACGGCAGUUGACACAGAAGCAUUUGCGGCAGUUUUCCGAAGAGAUCGUCGGUCUCAAAGUGGAAACGACCCAUUGUGGAGGCCCGCGAACUUACAAAGUCACCGGCGUCGAAGCGACUCCAGUUAAAAACCUCAAGUAUUAUUAUUAUUAUUUUUGAUUAUGUGGUAACUUCCAACGAUCUUGCUUGACAUUGGCACUUCUGAACGAGUCUAGGGUCUUUACAAGAUUGGAAAUUGUAGGAAAAUUGACCGGAGCACUUCUGAAUGUAGCGAAAGAUAUCUUGGAAGUCUAAUACUGCGCAACUUCUUAUUUUUGAGAAAUAAGGACUCAAAGUGGCAUUUUAUACGGAUUUUGAAGUUUUCUUUGACUUUGAGGUGGCCUAUUUAAAACUAGUUAGUUUUGCAGAUUAUCACUUUCAUGGUCUUUACCUGGACCUCAAGGAGUAUUUUCCGACUUUCUGAGACCUUUUCUCACAAAAUUAUUAAUUUCAAUUAAGCUAACAUUUUUUAGAGUCUACCUAUAACCGGAGAUUUUUUUUUUCUAAAAAGUUUUUCAAUUGAUGAUUGUUUUUUCUCGGCUGCUCGGCCCUUCAAAAUUAAAGAUUUCAGUCUGUUAUUGUCCGGAGAGCUGUCGUCAGAUGGGAAUGUUGUGCCGGUGACAGAAUAUUACAAGAGUAGAUACGGUAUCGAUCUGAAGUUCCUUCAUCUUCCAUGCUUGGAAGUUUUCUUUUGA
Molecule: messenger RNA, 2329 nt
Organism: Caenorhabditis auriculariae
Lineage: Eukaryota; Metazoa; Nematoda; Chromadorea; Rhabditida; Rhabditidae
Source: the annotation of a GenBank genome assembly